AUGGAAAAUGCCUGCAAGAACCUCAACCAAGUCGUACGCUCGGUGCGGCUGCUCAAGAUCGACGGGUUUAGCUUGACCCUGAGCCUGAGCUCUGAAUAUCGCUUCACAUCCAGAUGGAAUGUCGAUGGGUAUGAUUUGGAAGUUGGUAUCUAUCCUGCAGCCAACCCCUUAUAUCCAGAUGGCAACAAGUUUGUGUCUGUGAGACUAAUGUUUCUCAGUAAAGCCCGCACAGAGUGUGGUGUGCCAGUGAGCCUAGCCUGUCAGCUGGUAGAUCGCAGUGGGGAGCUUGAACCAUUUAAAGAGGACAGUGUGUCGGAGACCUUCUUUGCACCCCACUACUUCAAAGAACUCUUAUUGGUGAAUAGGAAGUCCAUACCAUCUGCUUAUCUCCGGGAUGAUUCUCUGACCCUGCGAUGCGCCAUCACAAUGCUCAAGGAAUUACCAGUACAAACCAUCCCAGCUGAAGAGGUGAUCGCUGUACCAUCCACCAAUUUGCACCAGCACCUCGGCGAGCUCCUGGAGAGCGAGACGGGAGCCGAUGUCACCUUUCUCGUGUGCGAUGAGUCGUUUGCUGCACACAAGGACAUACUUGCCGCAAGGUCUCCGGUUUUCAAGGCCCAGUUCUUUGGAGACAUGAAGGAGAAGUGCUCGCAACGUGUGGAGGUGAAGGACAUGGAGGUGGCUGCAUUCAGGGCCAUGCUGCACUUCAUCUACACCGACACGGUGCCCGAGCUUGAUCAACCGCUCGAGUUGGUGGCGACGCUCGCUCAGCAUCUGCUUGCGGCUGCUGACUGGUACGGUCUCGAUAGGCUCAAGCUGAUUUGUGAAAUGAAGCUCUCUGGUGGCAUCACCGUCGACACUGCAGCAACAACUCUUGCUUUGGCGGAGCAGCACAAUUGCUCGAAGCUCAAGGCCAAAUGUGUCGAGUUCAUCGUCAGCACUCCUGCAGUUCUUGAUGAUGUGUUGGCGACGGAGGGGUAUAGGCACCUGGAGGCAAGCUGCCCUUCGGUCCUGACUGAGCUUCUCAAGUCUGUCCAUGGGAGCCAAGAGUCAACUUCUGGACCAACCUAUUGUUGUCUGAUUUGUAUAACUGUAUGCUUUCCAAGGCACCCUGCAGUAUCCUUGAGAAUAUUUGUGCAGGCCGUCGGCCUCCACUCCAUCAAAGGCCACGUUCCCGUCGAGCUCGCGCUCGACACCGGCGUUCACCGGCAGUGGCGCACCUUCUUCCGUGCCGCCUGUCGCAAGUACGCCCUCCUGGAUCACCUCGACUUCGAUGCUCCCGAUGCGCCGAACCUGGAGUGGUCUCUCCUCGACGCCACCGUCGUCUCUUGGCUCUAUGGGUCUGUCUCACUCAGUAUCCUUGACGCCGUCAUGACGCUCGGCGACGAUCCCCUCGCCGUCGAUCUAUGGAACAACAUCAACGGUCUCUUCAACGACCACAGGAUCAAUCGUCAACUCCACCUCACGGCCGAGCUCGGCGAUGUCAAGAUGGGAGAGAUGUGCCGCUCGUUGCUUGCGCUCCAAGACAUGAAGCACAAAAACCACCGCGCCCGCAACUCGGACAUGGCCCUCUUCACCAACACCGGCAACCCUGGCAAGGCUCCUGGAAAAGGAAAGAAGAAGAAGAAGAAGGCCGCCGCUGGAGUCACCAAGGAGAUCAUCCCGGCGCCCGCGACCCCACAGGCUGCCACUCCUUCCUGGCCCUCACCGCAGCAUCCCUGGAACAGCGCCAUCCAGAUGUGGCCCCAUGGCCAAGGGGGGCUGCUCGGUCGCGCGCCGCCCGGCUACGCCCCUGCUCCCAGCUACGCGCCCCGGCACACCCUGUCGCCGCAUGCGUUCUACGCCCAGAACUGUGACGCCCCCGAUUCAAUCGUACACUAA
Triticum turgidum subsp. durum (durum wheat) is the source of this 1881-nucleotide messenger RNA. Lineage: Eukaryota; Viridiplantae; Streptophyta; Magnoliopsida; Poales; Poaceae. The record is from the annotation of a GenBank genome assembly.